Messenger RNA from Apodemus sylvaticus (European woodmouse), 1997 nucleotides. It is a transcript of the gene Slc13a4, whose product is annotated as solute carrier family 13 member 4. The transcript has 16 exons. Gene Ontology annotation, molecular function: transmembrane transporter activity. Gene Ontology annotation, biological process: monoatomic anion transmembrane transport. Gene Ontology annotation, cellular component: membrane. The coding region runs from base 1 to 1878 and encodes 625 amino acids. The record is from RefSeq and is a predicted model, not a curated record. Lineage: Eukaryota; Metazoa; Chordata; Mammalia; Rodentia; Muridae.
AUGGGCUUGCUGCAGGGCCUUCUCCAAGCGAGGAAGCUGCUAUUGGUCAUCUGUGUGCCGCUGCUGCUGCUGCCUCUGCCUACCAUCUACCCCACCAGCGAGGCUGCGUGUGCUUACGUGUUGCUUGUGACCGCCGUGUACUGGGUGUCUGAGGCGGUGCCUCUCGGAGCUGCAGCCCUCGUGCCUGCCUUCCUCUACCCGUUCUUCGGCGUUCUCCGAUCCAGUGAGGUGGCGGCUGAGUACUUCAAGAACACCACACUGCUGUUGGUGGGUGUCAUCUGCGUGGCUGCGGCUGUGGAGAAGUGGAACUUACACAAGCGCAUUGCCCUGCGCAUGGUCUUGAUGGCGGGAGCCAAACCGGGCAUGCUACUCCUAUGCUUCAUGUGCUGCACCACCAUGCUGUCCAUGUGGCUGUCCAACACCUCCACCACCGCCAUGGUGAUGCCCAUUGUGGAGGCAGUGCUGCAGGAGCUGAUCAACGCCGAGGAGGAACAGCUGGUGGGGGCCAACGCCAGCCCCGAGGAGGCUGAGCUCAUGGGUCUUGACAACAGACAAACUUCCAUGGAACUUAUCUUUGUCAACGAAGACACGUCGGCUGCAGACUUCACUUCUCUGAUGCAGAACAAGAAUCUGAAUGGUGUGCCCAUGGUCAACAAAUCCAUCAAAACAGCAAACCAACAGCAACAGAAGAAGCAGCAGCCAUCACAGGAAAAACCAGGAGUCCUGACCCCCAGCUCCAAGAACCAAGAACUGAACAAGAAGUACAGAUCCCACCAUGACCAAAUGAUUUGCAAGUGCCUCUCUCUGAGCAUAUCCUAUGCUGCCACCAUUGGUGGCCUGACCACCAUCAUAGGCACCUCCACCAGCCUCAUUUUCCUAGAGCAUUUCAACAACCAGUACCCGGCGGCAGAGGUGGUGAACUUCGGAACCUGGUUCCUCUUCAGCUUCCCCAUCUCUCUCAUCAUGCUGGUGGUCAGCUGGUUCUGGAUGCACUGGCUCUUUCUGGGCUGCAACUUUAAAGAGACCUGCUCUCUGAGUAAGAAGAAGAAGACCAGGAGGGAGGAGCUGUCAGAGAAGAGGAUCCGGGAGGAAUAUGAAAAGCUGGGAGACAUUAGCUACCCUGAAAUGGUGACUGCAUUCUUCUUCAUCCUGAUGACCGUGCUGUGGUUUACCCGGGAGCCCGGCUUUGUCCCUGGCUGGGAUUCUUUCUUUGAAAAGAAAGGCUACCGCACGGACGCCACGGUCUCUGUAUUCCUGGGCUUCCUGCUCUUCCUCAUUCCAUCAAAGAAGCCCUGCUUUGGGAAAAGGAGUGACGGAGCAGGCCAGGAAGCCUCCAAAGGGAUAGAGCCCAUCAUCACGUGGAAGGACUUUCAGAAAACCAUGCCCUGGGAGAUUGUCAUCCUGGUGGGAGGAGGCUACGCCCUGGCCUCUGGCAGCAAGAGCUCUGGCCUCUCAACGUGGAUCGGGCACCAGAUGCUGUCCCUGAGCAGCCUCCCGCCAUGGGCUAUCACCCUGCUGGCGUGUGUCCUGGUGUCCAUUGUCACGGAGUUUGUCAGCAAUCCAGCCACCAUCACCAUCUUCCUGCCCAUCCUUUGUACCCUGUCCGAAACGCUGCACAUCAAUCCACUGUACACCCUGGUCCCCGUUACCAUGUCUAUCUCCUUUGCCGUGAUGCUGCCUGUGGGCAACCCCCCCAACGCCAUCGUCUUCAGCUACGGGCACUGCCAGAUCAAGGACAUGGUGAAAGCUGGCCUGGGAGUCAAUGUCAUUGGCCUGGUGAUAGUGAUGGUGGCCAUCAAUACGUGGGGAGUUAGCCUCUUCCACUUGGACACUUUCCCAGCCUGGGCUAAGAUCGGCAACAUCACUGAUCAGACCUAACACGGACGGACAGUUACCUGGCACAGCCAGAGCUAAGCCACGGGUGAAGAAAACCACCAGGAACACACACCCCAGAGCCAUAUGGAGGAGAUUCCCGCCACCAGAUCCUGCACCGGCCG